AAAGUCAAAUCCAGAAAAAAAUGUUGAGUUGAGUUUUCGGCCAUCGUUAUCGUUGCGCUUAUGGUGUAGCAGGCAUAAAAUCGUAAUAUUUAUCUAUAUAAGGUUUCUGGGGAAUCAUUUUCCCUAAUAUACUUUUGUUGUGAAACUAAUGCAUCGAUUUGUUCGUUAUUUACCGAGUACUUAAAAAUACAAAUACAAUUGAAAUUUUGCGAAGUUCGGUGUUCAUUGAUUAAACAAGAUGGAUGCGAUGAGUUUAAGUCUGGAUGAGAUUAUCAAAAAGAAAUCUAUCGGUAAGCGUACGAAACCCGGUAAAGCAGGAGCAAAAAAACGCACCGGUAAACCUACUAAACAGGGAAAACGUGCUGCUGCAACGGAAACACGUACUCGACCCGGUGGAAAAAAGGUUUUGACCAGCCCAAGCCGGAAGAAGAAGUUAGAAAGUUUGAAAACUCGUUCCCCGAUUGGAAAACCGAAAGUAGUGGUUGAUGCGCGUAUGAAGAUAAUACAGAAAAAACGAGCACAUAUUCGAGAUGCGCGCGAUAAACUAAUUGAACUCGCCCGAAACAGUGGAGAUGCUAGGCUACGAUUGCUAAAGCGCAAAGGCACCCUCCCUCCAGGGAGUGGAAUGCCCAAGAAAAGGAUGUCCGGAGGAAAGUUAUUUCAUGAGGAUCUGGCAGAAGACUUUGAAAUGAAGGUAGACCUUCGACGCCCAAUUGUUCCUUUGAAACGAACCGUUCGAAAUGAAAUGUUUACUGUUCCCAGUACAAUGCCCCCAUUGCCAACAUUCAGUCGUCACGUUCGCAACUCGCCUCCACCACAAACGUCAUCUUCAUGGAGCAGCGAUCCAUUCGAUUGUUAUGAAGUGCAUACCAGUCGUCCGACAGUUCAGAAAUCGCACGCUCCAGUUCCUCUUCCUCAGUACGAUGAUCUUCCGCCAAGACGUAGCAUUGCCAGAGCUAGAACACCACCCCUGCGCCCGAUGUAUGCUGACGAUCGACCGCAUCUUUCGUCCACCAUGCGUGCACGCUUGGAGUGCGCUCCUAAUCAAAGCGAAUCUAUGGGCAUCUUUGCCAAAAUGCCUCCAGAUGACCAUUAUCAUAGCAGCAACAAUACCAGCAGCCGUCAGCAAUACAGUCAUCAUCACCACCAUCAACAACAGCCUCAAUCUCCGUCGCCAUCUCCACCCAUCUCCGGAUACAGAAUUGUCGUCAGUAAUCUGCAUUCUAGUGUGACACAGAAUGAUAUCAAGGAACUUUUUGAAGACAUCGGUGACCUACUAGAAUCGCGUCUUGUUCGUCCAGGCGUGGCGGAAGUUAUCUAUCGCACACUGAAGGAUGCAGAAGAAGCCGUAGACACGUACCAUAACCGCCAACUGGAUGGUCAACCAAUGAAGUGUCUGCUGGUCAAACCGCGUUCCGCGAACAAACCAACUGCACCGGCCAUCAGUUAUUCGAGCUCGUCGCGGUCGUUGAAACCUUCCUCGUUGUCGUCAUCGGCGGCCAAAAAGUCACAGGUUGAAAUCGAUAUCGACGCUUUGCACACGGUCCUAUUCAGAAGAGAUCACUAGAAGUCACAACUCCACCACACCAUUUGCCCUCUCACGAUCAGACAUUUGUUCCGAACAUCAGCAUUCGACAAAACAAAAUUAGGGGUUAUAAAUAAAAAGAAUGAAAAUUUAUUUAAAUGUUUGGAAAUUUCGUAAGAGCUCAAAGUGUGUUAUUGUUCAAAGCCUUACUCUUGAAAACAGGAAAAGAUUUUCGGUCGAAUGUGGAUAUAUCAAAGAAAUAGAACAAAACAAAAAUUGUAAAAUUCAACAGAAUCGAAAAUCUGGCCUGAAGUUUUAAAUGUAAGGAUAUUCCUUCACUUGUUUCAUCAUGUAUUGCUAGAAUCAGGCAAGACAUUGCUUUUUAGCUCAGCCACUACACUACAGCAGACAUCAAAAUCAAACACUUGUAUGAAUCCAUUCAGGCUCCGUAACAUUUAUCAGAACCCUUUCGAACAAGCAAGACCUCUCAUUAUAAAACAGUUGCUAGAUGUGGAACGCUAUGGAAGACAAAAUGACCAACAAAUAAAAUCUAGCAAUUAUA
Messenger RNA from Wyeomyia smithii (pitcher-plant mosquito), 2087 nucleotides. Its product is annotated as polymerase delta-interacting protein 3. The coding region runs from base 239 to 1567 and encodes 442 amino acids. Gene Ontology annotation, biological process: mRNA export from nucleus. Gene Ontology annotation, cellular component: nucleus. Gene Ontology annotation, molecular function: mRNA binding. Lineage: Eukaryota; Metazoa; Arthropoda; Insecta; Diptera; Culicidae. The transcript has 4 exons. The record is from RefSeq and is a predicted model, not a curated record.